UUGUUUUUUGUUUUCACUGCUGCUACUUCCUCUUCCUUUUCAUUCACUCUCUAGCUUGCUCAACCACCGCUCGUUCAUGCACUCAGCUCACCCUGGUGUCGUUGAGCCAGGGUGGAGUACAUAGUAUGCCUUUAAGUAUUCAACCGCAAGGUCACAACAGUUACAGCUCCUCCAUGGAGGCAGACAUUUCCAUUUUGCCACAUCCUAGGAUUCAUCCCUGUAGCUUCCUGCUACAGCGAAGGGAUUUACACUUGUAUCUGGAGGACCUGCUGGUUGUUAACAAUUAGAAUUGCUUUAUGGUGUGAGUUUGUCACCCAAUAACUUUCACGGUCUGACUCAGUCAACAUGUUUCAAAAACCUGUGUGUGCUCCGUGCUGACGCUUUGAUCAAUGGCCCGUGUUUGAAUGGUGAGCUCUUUUCCUGCUUUGACAAUAUAAAAAUGAUAUCAACUCACUUUUUGCAGGAGCUCAAUAGGCCAGACUAUGCAUGGUUUCCUCCAGUGACCCUGAUAUUCCUCAGAGAUUGGAUCAUCCCUCUGUUAGGCUGGCUGAGCCUGAUAACUCCUUUAAAAGAUAACAAGCAGGGACAGACAGGAAACAUAUAUGACACCUGCACAUAUGGUGGAGGGACAGGAAAACAGGGGCUGCGUGUCCGUUUAUGCAUGUGUGUAUCUGUGUGUGUUUGUGUUGUUCACAUCAGACAAUGGGAGGGAGGUGUUCCUUGGCUCCCUGUUAGCGUUUGAAAAAUGACAUGAAUGGACACCUUUUGAAACAGCAGCACCUCUUUCUUUGUGGGAAGGAAGGAAGGCAGGGUGUAAUAUUGGCGGAGUGAAAGAAGAUGAGUCAUGUCAUCUUUAAUGAAAGAGCCCGCGGCAUCUGUGUGGAGUUAUGGUUGGCACCAUCAGCACAUUGUUAUCUACCUCUGUUCCCCGGCUAAGAGGCAGCGGCAGACCUCCCAGGCCGCUGUGUGGCACAGUCGUACUAGAGGCCAUUAAAGACAGACAGCAGCACCUGGCAAAUAGGGGAACACUGGGGAGGCUGAGGAAAUGGAGGAAGAAGAAGCAAAAAAAGCCACACAAGAAAUGGAACAGCGAGCGGCUCAUUAUCGCUCAGAGCUGGUAUUACAGGCUGGCUGUCGGCACACCUUUGGUUCCCUGGUGGAGUGUAGGUGUGAGGGGGAAAGUGGUGGCUGGAUAAAGCAAUUCUGGCUGAAAGCGUUUUCCUAAUUAGGUCUCUACAUGAUAGGUGUGAGCCCUCUAACCUUCCAGGUCAGAAUAUGAAAAAAAAAAAGGAAAAAGUUGAGUCAUUUUCAUUGUUCAUGCCUUAUGUUGCCUAUUUAUGAAGGGAAAUUAUGUUUUGAGUCAGGUCUGUAUAUUUUGCAGCAUGAGAGAUAUAAAAGGCCACAAAUGUCAUAAAAUAACAGAAUGCCUUAUCUUCCUUGUCUGGACUUGCCAAAAGGCCAGAGUCACACGUCUUCUAAUUUUCAAGCUCAUUUGCCCAGUGGAAGCAUUGGAUAGACCAGUGAUAAAUCAAGAGUGUUGUAACAUUGCCCCCUAGUGGAUACUCUGAGAAAAGUGGAGCAUUUACCUUGAAUUAUCCUGUGCUCAGUAUGUAUUUCACUUCACUUUAAGACUGUGCAUCAGCCACACUGGUUGAGAGUCUUUUAGCAAUGAAAAUAAUAGUUUUCACAGUUCAAGACAGAGAUCAUAGUGAGUCAAAACAUGAAUGUUUAUCACAUUUCAACCUUUGCUGAUUGGCGUUAGGUAGUGGCAGCCUUGACAGGAGACCUGAAUGUUUGGAAAGGAUUCAUUCAGCUUCACUUCACAAAUAAACAAUACAAAACCUUUCAUAUGCCAAUCUUAGCACAAAGGCUGUCAGUUAAAUGUGCACCUGACUGUAAUUAUUCAAAUUUGAAGUAAUUAGCAAAGAAACCUGGUAGCCCUAAUGAGUUGUUGCAAAAGAGGUACAAGCUAAUUUCAGAUAAUGAGCCUCACAUAGAGCGCUGCGGUUUACAUUACACAGAAACUAAGUGUCUUUUUUCGAAGGGAUUCCUGAAUACAGUAACAGCCACCCACAGACUUUAUCUCCAUACAAAUACUUUACAAAUUAGACCCAGUAUGGUUGACAGUACAUGCAGCUGAGAGACUGAAAAACAUUUUCUUUAGUCUUUUCUUUGCUACCUGCCACAAACAUGCCUUGGUGCUGCUAUUUUGGCCCGAGGUCACCUGUUGACCUGACAGACGAGUGUCAAGGGAGAGCGCACAUGUCAGCUGCAGGUGGACACUCUCAGCAGGGAGCAAUGCCGUGGCAGUUGGAGCCCAGGACAACAAAGCACUGAGGGACUGCAGAUGUAGCUGGUGUCUGAGGAGGUUACCUGAGGUUUCAUGAGGUUGUGUGUGACACAGACGACCACAGGAACAACAACUGGAUAUUGUUUCUCCUCAGUUAAGCAGUUAACUUGGGCAGCAGUCUGGAGGUCUCCCAACCCUCUGAAGAUGUACGGCCUGUAUUUGGAAGCAGUGAACGAUUACAUUAAUGAAUCCUACGGAGAGGAUGUGUGGAGACUGAUUGAGAACCGAGCGGAGAUACCCCACCUCAAGUUUGUCAGACAUCAGAUGUACAAUGACAAUCUGAUCCUGCGGUUGGCAAAGGCAGCAGGCGAGGUCCUGGGAAAGACCCAUGAUGAGCUGAUGUACGCCUUCGGGGUCUAUAUGGUCAAGAGGAUUGGAAACUAUGGAUAUGAGCGGAUCUUGAAGGUGUUGGGGCGAAACGUGCGUGACUUCAUCAAUGAGUUGGACAACCUGCACGAGUACUUUCGCUUCUCCUUCCCCAAAGUGCAGCCACCAAGCUUCUGUGUGGAGGAGGAAUGUGAGACGAGCCUAACACUGCACUACCGCAGCACCCGCAAGGGCUUCACACAGUUUGUCAAAGGGCAGCUCUCUCAAGUGGGGCGCCAAUUCUACAACACAGACAUUGAAGUGGAAAUCUUGUCUAAAGAGGAAACCGAAAAAAUGACAUAUGUGGUUUACAAGAUGAACUUUGACAAUGCCGCCUUCAAGCAUCGCAUGCCCCAACAGAAGACAGCGCCGAGCUACGAGAAGCUACCGAUGAAGCGAGGUAUCUUUUUUGACAUGUUCCCCUUCAGCGUUAUCUUCCGCCGUGACAUGACCAUGUAUCGAAUCGGUGACGGCCUCAAAGAGGUCUUCUCUGACCUCCAGGGCAAGAAGGUCAACGAGGAGUUCACUCUGGUCAGGCCGAUGCUGGAGUUCAGCUGGGACAAUAUCUACACCCAUUUGAACAAUGUGUUUGAGCUGUUGUCUAAAGCAGUGGUGGAGAGCAAGCAAAAGGUCAACAUCCCCAAACUGAGCAAAGAGGAACCAGAGGAGAAGGAGGAGAAUGAGAAAGCAAAGAGGGAAGAAGAAAGAGAGCCGAAGGCAGUGGAGGAGAUGAAGGGCACGGACCAAGAGUACAGCAGUGCUCUCACCCAAUACAACAGCUCUGCCAACUCUGGAGGGGAGGAUAUUGAACUGCUGGCAUUCCAGACCGUCACCGGAAAAUGUAGUGAGACAAUCUUUGAGGACAUGCGGGAGCCACCAAAGAAGCCUCUCCACCUCAAGGGCCAGAUGAAGUAUGUCCCCCAGUGGGACUCCCUCAUCUUCUUGGGGACACCCAUUAUUGAGACAGUGGAGGACAUGAUAAAGAUGGGUGUGUAUGUGAACGAUCUGAACCUGCAUGACUCCAGCAGAGAGCUGAUUUUAGCUGGCACGCAGCAAUCAGCUGAGCUACAGCUGGCGCUCGAUCAGGAGCAACAAAAGUACGCUCAGCUGCAGGAAAUCAUCAAGAAGUUGGACGAAGAGAAGAAGAGAGGAGAUUCCUUGCUGUACGCCAUGAUCCCUAAAGCUGUGGCCGACCGCCUCAGGAAGGGAAUCACCGCACUGGAAACAUGCCAGGUCUUCCCAGAUGUGACCAUCCUAUUCAGCGAUGUGGUCAAGUUUAACGAGAUCUGCAUCCACAUCACACCCAUGCAGGUGGUGGACAUGCUCAAUGAGAUCUACAUUGUCUUCGACACACUCAGCGAGAAACAUAAUGUUUACAAGGUGGAGACGAUCCGUGACGCCUACAUGGUGGUGGCGGGCGUUCCCAACAAGACCACUUUUCAUGCACACCACAUCUGCGAUAUGGCCCUGGAUAUGCUCAGCUCCAUCGACCACCUUAAAGACCCCUCCACCGGGGAUAACAUCCAGAUCAGAGUCGGUAUCCACUCAGGUAUGGUGGUGGCUGGCGUGGUGGGCCUGAAGAUGCCUCGCUACUGUUUGUUCGGCGACACUGUGAACACAGCCUCGAGGAUGGAGAGCAACGGAGUGGGCAUGCAGAUACACAUCAGUCAGACCACCAAAGACCACCUGGAACAUGAGCCCUAUAUCAUUGAGGAGAGGGGCAAAAUCUUUGUAAAGGGUAAAGGCUACAUGAAGACGUACUGGCUGAAAGGAAAGAAAGACCUAUCAUUCAAGACCCCGGCAGAGCUGCGCUACAGCAGUGAACAGAAAGACUCUGAGGAUAAGAGCUCUAAUGGUUCCACAAGCACCAAUGCCAAGCGCAUGGCCUCCAACCUCCACAUCACCAGCAGCGAGGAGCAAGCAGAGGGGAAGCCAAGCCCCAGCGACCUUCCACUGGACACCAUGCCUCCACCAGAGGCUGCUAAUGAGUUCCCUGUCAUUUCAACUGAGCCUCAGGAAAAGGAGAAAGCCAAAAAGACUAAGAACAACAAGGGGGCAAAGUUGGAUGUUCCCCAGGGAAACGCAAUGCCGGAGAGUUUGUCGCCGGCUGAUGGGCUGGAGAACCCAGGUCCUUUACUUAACAACAAGAGAAACAGCUUCAGGCAGCAGUACGCCAAGCUGCCCACCAACCUGCCCAUGCGAAGCACCGCCUGCUCCAUUCUGUGAGCGGAUGGUUGUCGUGUGAGAAUACAAGAUGACUCCAACAUAUGACGAGGGUUUGAUAUUAAAAAAUGUCAUGGAAGUGUAGUAAGAGGCAAGACAGACAGAACAUUUUCAACAUUUAUGGUUACUGAUGAUCAGCAUUUCAAUUCAUUUUGAAUGCCAAGGGUUUUUGAGAGAUGAAGGCUUUAUGUGACAUUUUGAGUAAAAUAAGAUUUAUGUGGAAAAUGAAACUGAAAACCAACAUGUUUAAAAGUUAAAGUCCACUUGAAGUAAGGUAAAACUUGUGCAACAGUCACGACUCCAAGUGCUGUUACUUUUGUUUCAUUGAUUUUGUGCAUCAAAGGAUGUCUGGUUUAGAGAUCAGGAAAGUUUGUUUUUAAGAUCAGUUUUAUCACCACCCUGAAUACUGAAAAUGUACAGGUUUCACAACAUGUCUUCCUUAUGUCGACUGUUUAUAAAAAAAAGGAAGUACAAUGUCCUCUACACACAAAAAGAACAUGCACAGAGAAACACAGAACUUCACAACUGUGCUAAAGGCAAUGACAGCCAUGACAAUGGGUUUAUUUCUGAUUUUCUUUAUGCUAUGUGCUGUAUUAUUUUACAGCUGUAUAAUUCAUCCAUGAAGUCACUGCUACAGGAAUUAUGUCUAAAACUACUUCUAUGGAUGCUUCAUUAAAUUCACUGAGAGUAGACAUCAUCAGAGGUUGCCUUUUAUUUUGUUUAAACUAGGUGUAUUGUUAUUUUGUAGGCAUUUGACUAGAUAUUCACAACAUUUUCUUAAAGACUUCUGGUUCUACUUUCUGUAUGUAAUUGACUGAAUUUGUUUCACUGUAUGAUAGUGUUUAUUUAUAUAAAACUGUAUG
Molecule: messenger RNA, 5802 nt
Organism: Thunnus maccoyii (southern bluefin tuna)
Lineage: Eukaryota; Metazoa; Chordata; Actinopteri; Scombriformes; Scombridae
Product: soluble guanylate cyclase 88E-like
Exons: 18
Coding region: 2384-4942 (852 amino acids)
Biological process (GO): cGMP biosynthetic process; response to oxygen levels; nitric oxide-cGMP-mediated signaling
Cellular component (GO): guanylate cyclase complex, soluble
Molecular function (GO): guanylate cyclase activity; oxygen sensor activity; heme binding
Source: RefSeq, a predicted model, not a curated record